AUGGGGGUGGUGUAUCCAGUAAGGGGGGCGGCGAGCCGGAGACUUGGGGCUCAGAGCGGCGGCAGUGGGGAUGCGGGCCAAGGAAUCGGGGAGGCAAGCCAGGGGCUUGGGGCUCGGAGAGAUAGCCGGUGGCUCGGGGAAGCCAGAUCCGAUGGUGGGGGAAAAAGGGGGGCUGGAGGCAGCCAGAGGGAGGUGGUUGGGGGCUCUGAGAGGCGGUCGGAGCUCAGAGAUGAGAGAUCAGAUGGAUUUCUCCAGUUCCAAAUGGAGUUCUUUACCGAUAAGGGCGGCGGUGGAUCCGGCAUGGGGGUGGUGUAUCCAGUAAGGGGGGCGGCGAGCCGAAGGCUUGGGACUCGGAGCGGCGGCAACGGGGAUGCGGGCCAAGAAAUCGGAGAGGCAAGCCAGGGGCUUGGGGCUCGAAGAGAUAGCCGGUGGCUCGGGGAAGCCGGAUCCGAUGAUGGGGAAAAAGGGGGGCUGGAGGUAGCCAGAGGGAGGCGGUUGGGGGCUCUGAGAGGUGGUCAGAGCUCAGAGAUGUAG
Molecule: messenger RNA, 534 nt
Organism: Elaeis guineensis (African oil palm)
Lineage: Eukaryota; Viridiplantae; Streptophyta; Magnoliopsida; Arecales; Arecaceae
Source: RefSeq, a predicted model, not a curated record